This is a messenger RNA of Saccostrea echinata, 1392 nucleotides long. RefSeq lists its product as uncharacterized. The record is from RefSeq and is a predicted model, not a curated record. The coding region runs from base 1 to 1392 and encodes 463 amino acids. Gene Ontology annotation, biological process: protein polyubiquitination; proteasome-mediated ubiquitin-dependent protein catabolic process. Gene Ontology annotation, molecular function: ubiquitin protein ligase activity. The transcript has a single exon. NCBI's taxonomy places the organism in Eukaryota, Metazoa, Mollusca, Bivalvia, Ostreida, Ostreidae.
AUGGAAUCCGAACUGAGAGCAUUUAAUAAGAAGAAAGAAGAAAUGAAAAGGGACUUAGAAGAAUUAGAGAGUAUUCUUUACCCACAGUACAAAGAAAUGGAAUUAGGAUUAUGUAAAGAAAAAUCCAAGAUAGACAGUGAAUACGAGACAUUAACAACAGCAGUAUGCAAACAAGGAGAAAUCUGGCACAAGGAAAUCGAGUUGAUUGUCAGCAAACACAAAAGUGAAAUUGAUGAGAUGAAACACAAACAUUUAGCGGUCUUGGAAAAACAGGAAGCCGAAAUUACACGAUUAAUUAACGAGAUGGAGCAAAGAAUCCUGUAUGUAAAAGAAAUUCUUGAUUCCAAUAAUAUUGCAGUAACUACCUCAUACAAUUCCGUUAAUGAGAGACUCAGAAUAUUACCUGUAAAAGCGAAUUGCUCGUUACCAACGUUUACUCCUAAUACUAUAGAUGAAGAGCACAUUCAUCUGAUUCGUCAGUUUUUUGGUUUUCUAACAUCACUCUCCAUUACAUUUGAAGAGGACAACGAUAUUAAGGCAACAGAUGGGGCACACUCCAGAUCUGAUACCGUCUUGCUUGCAGAACCACAACUCAUCGUGACUAUCAACACAAAACUUACAAACCUUCACAGUAUAUCCUGUUUUAAAGAUGAAAAAGUCUGGAUAAGUGGAGAAGAAAACAUCAUAAAGCUUUAUAAUCUCAAGGAUUCCUUGGUGAAAGUGAUCCAAACCAGGUCAGGAAACGCACCUACUGAUAUAACUGUGACAAAAAAUGGUAAUUUGAUCUAUACUGACCGCGAUUUUAAAGCAGUCUAUAAAGUAAUUAAUGAGCAAAUUAAAGAAUUGAUCAGAUUCCGAGAUUGGACACCUUACAACAUCUGUAUUUCCUCAAAGGGUGGCCUUCUGAUCACAAUGGGCAGAAACAAAAAACAUUCAAAGAUCGUGCGAUGUAAAGCUUCGGUAGAAACACAGACAAUUCAAUAUGAUACAGACGGCAAACCGCUGUUUUCUGUAGACAGUUUUACAGUGUACAGUAAAUACAUAUGUGAAAAUAAGAACCUGGAUAUCUGUGUAGCUGACGGUAAAGCGCAGGCCAUAGUGGUUGUCAACCAAGCUGGACUAUUCCGAUUCAGAUACACUGGGCACCCCACAACUACUAAAAAGAAAAGAUUCUGUCCCAUUGGGAUCACUUCAGAUUCUCAUAGUCAUAUUCUGACCACAGACGUGAAUGAAAACCGCAUCCACAUCCUAGAUCAGGACGGAAAAUUCAUUCGUUAUAUUGAUAACUGCGGCCUUCUCUGUCCUUGGGGCUUAUGUGUUGACAUCAAGAACAAUCUCUUUGUUGUUGAAUGUCACAGCAGUAAAGUUAAGAAAAUCAAAUAUUUAAAUUGA